Pelodiscus sinensis (Chinese soft-shelled turtle) is the source of this 500-nucleotide messenger RNA. NCBI's taxonomy places the organism in Eukaryota, Metazoa, Chordata, Testudines, Trionychidae. The record is from RefSeq and is a predicted model, not a curated record.
UGGCAGCAGAAAACACACUAGAAGGGACAACAGCAGUCAAGGGCUUCUCCAGAGGAUGCAUGACUAACUUUGCCAGCAGCCUAGACGGACAGCUCACAUUCACUGCUGAGCCGGGCCGGUAUGUGAGGAUCAGCACCAAAAAAUGCAACGCGGAUCAAUGUAACAAGGAUCCCCUAACAGUGCCCCAGGUGAAAGACUCCCCGAAUGGGCUGCAGUGCCCAUCCUGCCAAGCUGUGGGCGCCAGCACCUGCAUCCCCGUAAUCACCCCUUGCAAAGGGGAGGAGACUUUUUGCGUCAAUUUGAUUGGGACCUUCAAGAAAGCUGCAGCUUCUCCGGACACAAAAUUUGCAGCCCUAGGUUGCGCCACUCCGUCUGCAGAUGCCAUUACAAAAAACCUCCCACAGCAAUUGGGGAUGUUCAGGGGGGCAGAGUGGGAACCGCUGGCUGGGGGGAAAAGGGGAUGCGGUGGAGGAGGAUCCAGAGCUGCCAGAACCCAAUAA